AUGACCUUGAUCGAGGGCAAUGCGGCCUUCAGCGAGCGGUACGAGUAUUCCGCCAUCCUGCGCUACUUCUUGACGGCGCAGUUGCCUUCUUCUUGCAUUUCCUCGGGGAGCUUCUCCGGGCAGCAGCCGCAGCAACAGCAGCAGGAGCAACAGAGUGGGGCGGGCAUCGCGAUAGAGGGUGGCAAAGCAACAUCCCGCAGGGGGCCCCUGGAGCUCAUAGACCAAGUCCUUUACAAGGCAACUGGCCUAAAUGCUCAGGAAUCACCUGAGGGGAGAGGGACGAAAGGGUGGCUCUCUUCUCGCUUCUCCUCCUUGAAGGACGCACUCUUCUCUUCGCGGCUCCCCUCAUGGACUCCAAGUCCAGUUCGACUGAUGCUGAGUCUCAACAGGUCUUCCCUUUCCCAAGUCAUUGCCUUCAUGCUGUACGCCAAUUCCUUUCUUUCGGCUUCUUCAGCCGCGCUGCUGGUUUCGUACUGCAUCGAUGCCUUGCUGCUGCGCGUGCUGGGGUGGACCGUCUUUAUUCCGAUGCUGCCAUGUGGGGGCGAGACGCUAGCGGCGAACCUGCAACAGCUCAGCUGCAACGUGGGGGAUCUCUUCGCCUUCGCCAUGUGGCCUCUCAGAGAGCUCAUUGUCCUCAUCUGGAAAGUACAGGGGGCGCUGUCUAGCUCGGGAGGAGACGGGCCCCUCUACUCUGGCGAGGCCCUUGAAGAUUGGAGUCUCAGGCCUCAAUUCUCCCCGUUUUUCUUUGUUACCUCUCCCCAACAGCUCGAAGAGAUCUUCUCGGGCGUCUGUACAGCUGCAUGUGAGGGGACCGCAGCUGCAACGGCAGCAGCUACUACCGCUGCUGCCGCUGCAGGCGCUGCGGAGGUCGGUGCAGCAUUAACAGCAGCGCAAAAUGCAUGCAUCCCGUGCCUGAACUACAUUGGGGUCUCUUUAGGAUAUGUCUUGACUGCUGCAGCAGGUCUCCGUCUCGCGGCAUCCGAUUUGGAAGACACCAUGAAUCUGCAGUUUAUUUCCUUUUUUGCCGUUGUUGCUGCGGUCCUUAAUGUCUGCGCUGCGGCACUUUUCCGCCUAUCCGGCUCUAAAUGGACAUGGGCCUUCAGCUCCAACGCAGGAGACGCAGCCUCGGCAGCAGCACUUGCAAACCUGCCGUUUGAUUCUCCUGCCGUUUUAACGGCUCCAGAAAUCUUGGAAGCAAAGGCUCGACUUGCGUCGGCACACAUAAGAACGGACGAAACGACUCGGGGAGGACUGCUGCCAGCGCUGCAUUGGAUUUUUGGGGGCUUUGCUGCCCGCACGGCGAUACCAGCAAUGGUAGACGCCUUUGGAUUUUCAUCUUCUCUGCCCUCAUGGGCAAAUGAAGUCCGAGACGAAGUCCCCAUAUCGGGAACCGUCUGGCCUUUCUUCGCGCAGCCGUCCUCUGUGCUCGCCCUCGGCACGGGCCUGGUCCUUAAUUUCUUGAUACCAACUUUGACUUUCAUUUACGCGUCCUUCUUCUCCGAACAGCUUAAGAAGGCGUACCAGGCAGACUUUACCUCUCCUGCAGUGCCGGAAGACUGCGGAGACGAGGUUGUAGAGGGGGGCCCCACCCACACAGAUGGGGGCCUCCAGCUCAACUCCCAGAGCUCUAUACUCCUUAGAGAAGCUUCCAUAAAGCCUCUUGGCUCCGCAGUACAUCAUAGAGGUCCUGGAUUUGCAGCCGUCGCGGGUGCUGUUGCUGGGGUUGGGGGCGCUCGAACCAGGGAGAUGCAGAGGCAGCUGCAUCACUGGCUGGAGGAGUUCGCACGCAGAGCUCCGGAUAGUGACGUAGCUCAGCUUCUACACCGUGAGAAUGAGCCACUGGAUUCGACAGAAAUCACAGGCACGGGAGGCACAGCAGGUGAGGCUGCGCUUACAAGGGCCACCAGCAACAGCUUCGCCAGAAGGCAGGGGCACCAACUUGAUUCUGUGAGUUCGUUUACAGUCGGAGACUGCAGUCCUUUGCGCAGUGGCAUGAGUGCUGUUGGAGGGAUUCCCUCUGAGAAUUCUCAAGAAAGCAGCGCGCAGAGUCUAGGCUUAUCCGUGGACAAUGCAAACAACACAGCCUCAGCGACAGGCGCAUUCGAAGAAACAGGGACCCCACCAGCAACGUUGGCAUCAGGCCUCUCCUCGGAUACCUGUAUGAAUGAAGAUGCGGAGUUUGAGCAGCCGAGAGAAGCCUCACCCGUCCUCGAAAGACCUGGAGCUAGCUUCCAGCGGAGCCGCAGGAGGGCCCCCGUGAUAGGAAGGCCUCAGCGGCAUCCUGACAGCAUUCCAGAGGGAGGGGCCUCUCCCGUGCAAGCACUUAGCCCCCCGCCAGUCUCACCCACGAAUUCUGUAGACGUCAAAAACUUGACGCGUGCCUCCGUCGAUGCACUAGGCACCUCUGUAUUUUUUAAACCAGAUGUUUCGGGUGGUGUUGAGGAGCCAGAUGGAGGGGCUUCUGCAGUAGAAAAGCCGCAGACUGUGCAGCACCUGGGAGCUGCACAGUCUGCCGCACUCAAGGGCGCAGGUUCACCAGCAGCCGCGGAGGCAACAGGGGAUUUGCGGCAGGCUCGCGAGGACCGCGCGCCUGUCGAGAAGCUGCUGCCGCAGACAGAACAAGACACAGCGACGUCUUCAGCAGUGUUCUCACAGUCAGAAGAGUUGGAUCCCUCCACUGGCACGACUAGCAGUGGCAGUUGCGGCAGCCGGGUAGACAACAUUUCCCAUGCACAUGGGCGUACAACCGAACGGGUGCGCUCCGGCUCUCCUGCUGACGUUGCAGCCAAAGCGAAAAGCUCGCCAAUUGCUGCGCCUGGCAGCAGAACAUCGUUGGAGCCCAACCGUCUCGAGGGCGAAUCGGAAACUUCCCUAGCAAGGUCAACGGCACCUGCUGUUUUCGUUCACUCGCCGAAGCAGCACCCUCGCACUGUACCAGUCGUGGUGGCGGAUAAUUUAACUAAUGAUGCUGUCGAUGGAGCCGUUGCAACCACCACUCGAGGAGGCAGAAGUGUUGAUGCCGCAGUUGAAGCGGCUGUGACUCUCGACCCUAUGUCUACUUGCGCCCUAGGAAAUACCAGAAGGCGUUCGCGUCCUAAGGCCGUUCGGUCAUCAAGGCCACGAUCCCCCGUUGCCUUUAUCCUGUCUGAGGAGCAACCGGCGGGAAGAAAGUGCGAGAAGCACCCAGAAGACACGCCCACUGCGUCUGGUGAAGCCCUUGCAGCAGAGGGCGCACAAGGCACGGAGGAAAUAGCAACAAUGGCAGUAGCAGAAACUGCGAAAGAGGAAGUAGCAGACGACACACGACGCGUGGCAUCCGUGACCAGGGAAGCAGAGACCGUACCACAGACAGCUGCAGAAGCAGCAGAAAGCUCAGCAGAAACAGUCACACAAACUGUUGCCUCAUCUCCUGGUGCUGCUGCUGGGGAAGCAGCGGCACUAGUGCCUAUUUUGAGGACCCGGAAGCGGGUGUACACUGUAUGCCGCACUGUCGUGCCUCCGCUCCCCGACAUAGCUGGACCGGAGGCAGGAGCCUUACCGGCUUCGAGGAAUAGCUGCAGAAGCAGCAAAGCAGCAACAGAGGAGACGCUGACUCAAGACGUGAGUGCAACGAGAGAGGGGGCCUUUGGCCAGUUUACUGCUGCUGCAGAUAGUGCAGCAUCAGCUGCAGCUGAAACGGCGAGAGGAUCAGAGCCAGCAACGAGGUCACUGCCUGGGACUCUUGGAGGCGCCGAAGAGGCAGCAACAGGUGCACUCACAGGGCUGGGCUACGUAGUACUAAGCACCGCGAAGCUGCGAGGCGGGACGGCAAAGCGCCGCAAGGAGGCAGGAGGUUUAUCAGAAACCCGAGUGACACUGCUUCCCUACCUGAAGUCCCCUCGGGGAGAGCGACUUCUCGCGUGUCUGUUGCUGCUAGUGAUUACCCUUUGCGCCUUUGUUGCUGUCGCAGCAGAUCUGGUGGAUGCCGCAUAUUUGACUGUCUCCCUGUUGCGGCAAGCAUGGUCCCUGUCCUGCGCCUCAGCGAAGCACCUCUCUGAGUGGCUCUUUGAGGCAACCAUUGAGCUGAACCAGUCAGCAGCUCGAGCCACCUCCAAUAUUCUCGUUUCUGUUCCUUAG
Cyclospora cayetanensis is the source of this 4116-nucleotide messenger RNA. RefSeq lists its product as uncharacterized. The record is from RefSeq and is a predicted model, not a curated record. NCBI's taxonomy places the organism in Eukaryota, Apicomplexa, Conoidasida, Eucoccidiorida, Eimeriidae. The transcript has 6 exons. Bases 1 to 4116 code for a protein of 1371 amino acids.